Brettanomyces bruxellensis is the source of this 1122-nucleotide messenger RNA. RefSeq lists its product as uncharacterized. Gene Ontology annotation, molecular function: 1,3-beta-glucanosyltransferase activity; glucan endo-1,3-beta-D-glucosidase activity. The coding region runs from base 1 to 1122 and encodes 373 amino acids. Gene Ontology annotation, cellular component: fungal-type cell wall; extracellular region; cell surface. The transcript has a single exon. Gene Ontology annotation, biological process: cell wall organization; carbohydrate metabolic process. Lineage: Eukaryota; Fungi; Ascomycota; Pichiomycetes; Pichiales; Pichiaceae. The record is from RefSeq and is a predicted model, not a curated record.
AUGCUUACCAAACUAGCCUACACUCUUUUGGCACUAUCCAGCAUCGCGGCAGCCCAGCCUCUGGGUGUUCCACAUGUGCAUCACCAGCAUCAGAAAAGAGAAGCUGCCGUUGCUGUUGACACAGUUGUCGUUACAGUUACUCAGAAUGCAAAUCCAACCACUUUGCAGACCGUCAUGACAUCGGCAACCACUUCGUCAACUGCCUCAACCGAGGCUGAGGCUGCCACGUCGUCAUCAGCUACCACAUCGUCAUCGGUUGCAGCUUCAUCAUCAGCUUCAUCGUCAGCUUCGUCUGACAGCUCAUCAAAUGACACUUCAUCAUACGAGGAUGGAACCGUUGAGUACUAUGCAGGAGAGGGUAAAGGUAUCACAUACUCGCCAUACUCAGACUCGGGAUCGUGCAAGUCGGAAAGCGACAUCCAGAGCGACAUUCAGAAGCUCACAGACUUUGACAUUAUCCGUGUUUACGCCCCAGAUUGCAGCUGUGUCUCGGCCAUUAUGGGAGCCAUGGGUUCGAACCAGAAGGUUUUCGCCGGCCUAUACUACAUGGACUCUCUUUCGUCGGACAUCAGCACUUUGGCCACACAGGUCAAGGCCUCAAGCCAGGGAUGGGACGGUAUUUAUGCCGUUGCAGUUGGAAACGAGUGGGUGAACUCCGGAACUUAUUCGGCAUCGGAAGUUGCGUCGGCCGUUUCUUCAGGAAGAAGCCUAUUGCAGGACCAGGGCUACAGCGGAAAAGUCGUUACUGUCGACACAAUUCCAGCUUACGAGAACAACAACGAGCUCUGUGAGGCGUCUGACUUCAUUGCUGCCAACUCCCAUGCUUACUGGGAUGGAAAUGUUGAGGCUGCCAACUCUGGAACAUGGCUUGAGCAGCAGAUUGCUGAUGUCAAGAGUGCUUGCGGCGGAUCCAAGAGUGUUCUUAUCACGGAAACAGGAUGGCCAACAAAAGGUGACACCUAUGGAAGCAACGGUGUUCCUUCUACUGCCAACCAGCUUGCCUGUAUCAAGUCUAUUGCUGAGGCUGUUCCAGACCAGGUUAUCUUCUUCACAGCCUACAACGACUUGUGGAAGCAGCCAGGCUCGCAGAACUGUGAGCAGUACUGGGGAAUCUUCAACUGA